Messenger RNA from Urocitellus parryii (Arctic ground squirrel), 6238 nucleotides. Lineage: Eukaryota; Metazoa; Chordata; Mammalia; Rodentia; Sciuridae. The record is from RefSeq and is a predicted model, not a curated record.
AUACAUUAAACUCAAGGUAUUUUCAGAGAGGAAACAUAAAAUUGCUACUGUUAWAUUACACCCAUUUUAUUAGAUUUCUCCUGGGUAGAUUACCUAGAACACUGGAAAAUGAACCGUUAGACAUAUUCACAGAAAAUCAUGACACUGAUGUUUAAAACUAGCUCAAUUUAACCUUCCACUGAUUCCCUAACCAGCAAUUCUCUGACUAGAUCCCUAGGGAGAAUGUAUUGAACACAGUCAAAGGGUAGAGGAGUACAGCAAGGCUAGGCAGCAGCCAAUCGGAUGCAGAGGGUCUAAAGAUCUGAUGCCUGCAGGCAAGCAGCACCAAGCUGAGCUGGUUAGUYUCCUUUGAUUGCGGAUGAACACCACAUAUAUGUCGUAAAUGCUCCUUCUGUAGGCUGCAGCCAGCAAGCAGACCCGUAGCUAAGAGAGGGAUACAUGCCCCAGCAACUCAUUCUGCACAACAGCCGGCAAGACAACGAACGAGACUCCUGUGCUGGAAUGUUCUCAUUUGAAGACACUUGGAUUGGACUUAAUCUUAAACCUCGGGAGUUCAAGACCUUUUAAAAAGGGCUAAAUAAACAACCUCUACAUGUAAAAGGCCACUGCCUCCUACUUCCUCUGUUUAGAGCAACUGUGAAACCCAGCUGACCGUAGGGCGUGAUUCUCAUUCACCAGACUCAGCAUGGAGAUCUUACAAUGAUCGAAAUCAAGAGACACUGAACGGAGAUGCUACAUAUUCCUCUCUUGCAGCAAAAGGUUUUAGAAGUGUUCGACCAAACCUGCAAGAAAAGAAAUCACCAACUCAGAGCCAGAUAACAGUGAAUGGCAACUCUGGAGGAGCUGUGAGUCCAAUGAGUUACUAUCAACGGCCGUUCUCCCCCUCGGCGUAUUCUCUCCCAGCCUCGCUCAACUCAAGCAUGAUCAUGCAGCAUGGCAGAUCCCUUGAUUCUGCAGAGACCUAUUCCCAGCAUGCACAGUCUCUGGACGGUACCACCAGCAGCUCAAUCCCCCUGUACAGAUCCUCAGAGGAAGAGAAGAGAGUGACAGUCAUCAAAGCUCCACAUUACCCGGGGAUUGGGCCAGUGGAUGAAUCCGGAAUCCCCACAGCAAUUAGAACGACAGUUGACCGACCCAAGGACUGGUACAAGACUAUGUUUAAGCAAAUCCACAUGGUGCACAAGCCUGAUGAUGACUCAGACAUGUACAAUACUCCUUACACAUAUAAUGCAGGUCUGUACCACCCAUCCUACAGCACUCARUCACAUCCUGCUGCAAAGACCCAGACCUACAGACCUCUUUCCAAAAGCCACUCUGACAACGGCACCGAUGCCUUUAAGGAUGCAUCCUCUCCCGUGCCUCCCCCACAGGUUCCACCUCCGGUCCCACCGCUCCGACCAAGAGAUCGGUCUUCAACAGAAAARCAUGACUGGGAUCCUCCAGACAGAAAAGUGGACACCAGAAAAUUUCGGUCUGAGCCAAGGAGUAUUUUCGAAUAUGAACCUGGGAAGUCAUCAAUUUUGCAGCAUGAGAGACCAGCCUCCAUAUACCAGUCUAUAGACAGAAGCCUGGAAAGGCCUGCUAGUUCUGCAAGCAUGGCCAGCGACUUCAGGAAACGGAGGAAGAGUGAGCCUGCAGUGGGUCCACCCAGGGGCUUGGGGGAGCAAAGUACAAGCAGGACCAGCCCUGGUCGGGCAGACCUCCCAGGAUCCAAUGCCACCCUUACGAAGUCUUUCAUUAGCUCUUCUCCUUCCUCCCCCUCAAGAGCAAAAGGUGGGGAUGAUAGCAAAAUGUGUCCGUCCCUUUGCAGUUACUCAGGGAUCAACGGCACCCCUUCCCCUGAGUUAGAGUACUGUAGCACUUAUAGACAGCAUUUGGACGUCCCACGGGACUCACAAAGGGCCAUCACUUUCAAGAAUGGCUGGCAGAUGGCCCGGCAAAAUGCAGAGAUCUGGAGCAGCACUGAAGAAACAGUGUCCCCCAAAAUCAAAUCCCGUAGCUGUGACGAUCUCCUCAAUGAUGACUGCGAUAGCUUCCCAGACCCCCAAACCAAGUCGGAAAGUAUGGGCUCCCUGUUAUGUGAAGAGGACUCCAAAGAGAGCUGCCCCAUGACCUGGGCUUCCCCUUACAUCCAGGAGGUCCGAGGUAAUGGCAGAUCAAGAAUCAGACACAGGGCAGCCCACAACGCCCCAGGGUUCCUAAAAAUGUACAAGAAGAUGCACCGCAUUAACCGCAAGGAUCUGAUGAAUUCAGAGGUCAUCUGCUCUGUGAAGUCGAGAAUAAUGCAGUACGAAAAGGAACAGCAACACAAGGGCUUACUCCAUGGAUGGAGCCAGUCCUCCACCGAGGAGGUGCCCAGGGACAUGGUACCCACCCGCAUUUCGGAAUUUGAAAAGUUGAUUCAAAAAUCAAAAUCCAUGCCAAAUUUAGGAGAUGAAAUGCUAUCUCCCGUCACCCUGGAACCACAGCAAAAUGGUUUGUGUCCCAAGAGGCGAUUUUCCAUCGAGUCUUUGCUGGAGGAAGAAAAUCAAAGCAGACACCCUUCUCAGGUGCAACGGAGCUACCAGUCUAAAACCCUGGUGCCAAUCCACAUCGAAGUCACCAGCGAGGAGCAACCGAGAGCUCACGUGGAAUUUUCCGACAGUGACCAAGAUGGCGUGGUGUCUGACCACAGUGACUAUAUUCAUGUAGAAGGGUCAUCCUUUUGCAGCGAAAGUGAUUUUGAUCACUUCUCGUUCACGUCCUCUGAAAGUUUCUACGGCUCCAGCCACCAUCGCCACCACCAUCACCACCACCACCAUCACAGGCACCUCAUCAGUUCCUGCAAAGGCCGAUGCCCCGCGUCCUACACGCGAUUUACCACAAUGUUAAAACACGAAAGAGCCAAACAGGAAAACAUCGAGCAGCCCAGGAGACAAGAAAUGGACCCUGGCCUGUCUAAACUUGCAUUUCUAGUCAGCCCUGUGCCUUUCCGGAGGAAAAAGAAUGUGACUCCCAAAAAACAGACUGAAAAAACAAAAUGUAAGGCUUCUGUGUUCGAGGCUCUGGACUCCGCCCUUCAAGACAUCUGUGACCAAAUCAAAGCUGAGAAGAGGAGAGGAAGUUUGCCAGACAACAGUAUAUUGCACCGUCUUAUCAGUGAGCUGCUGCCAGAUAUUCCUGAAAGGAAUUCAUCCCUCCGAGCUCUGAAAMGGAGCCCCACGCACCAGCCUUUCCACCCACUGCCUCAAGAUGGUGCUAUUCAUUGUCCCCUGUACCAGAACGAUUGUAGGAGAAUGCCUCACAGUGCCUCUUUCCCAGACGUGGACAUCACCAACAGCUACCACCAGGACCCCGAGAGUGCACUGAGUCUCCAAGACCGCGAGUCUCCCAGAAGUUACUCAUCCACUUUGACUGACUUGGGGAGAAGUACGCCAAGAGAAAGAAGAGCAACUCCAGAAAAAGAGAAAUUGCCUGCUAAAGCUGUUUAUGAUUUUAAGGCUCAGACAUCUAAGGAGUUGUCAUUUAAGAAAGGAGAUACUGUCUACAUCCUCAGGAAAAUUGAUCAAAAUUGGUAUGAGGGAGAGCACCAUGGAAGAGUGGGCAUUUUUCCAAUCUCAUAUGUGGAGAAACUCAUACCUCCUGAAAAAGCACAGCCUGCAAGACCACCACCCCCAGCCCAGCCAGGAGAGAUUGGAGAAGCUAUAGCCAAAUACAAUUUCAAUGCAGACACCAACGUGGAGCUCUCGCUGAGAAAGGGAGAUAGAAUUAUUCUUCUUAAAAGAGUUGAUCAAAACUGGUAUGAAGGUAAAAUUCCAGGAACCAACAGACAAGGCAUCUUCCCUGUUUCCUAUGUAGAAGUCAUCAAGAAGAAUACAAAAGGUGCUGAGGAAUACCCUGACCCUCCAAUACCCCACAGCUAUUCUAGUGAUAGAAUCCACAGCUUAAGUUCCAAUAAGCCACAGCGUCCUGUGUUUACUCAUGAAAACAUUCAAGGUGGGGGGGAACCGUUUCAGGCUCUGUAUAACUAUACUCCUAGGAAUGAAGAUGAGCUGGAACUCAGAGAAAGUGAUGUCAUUGAUGUGAUGGAAAAAUGUGACGAUGGAUGGUUUGUAGGAACCUCAAGAAGAACCAAAUUCUUUGGUACUUUCCCCGGAAACUAUGUCAAGAGGCUGUGAAUCACUCUCCCUCCUUAUUUAUGCCGCAUUUCAGCAACACAUCUGCAUAAAACUUGCCUGAGACAUCCCUGAAGGCCUCUCGUUGUCAUGCCUUACAGUUUCCAAUACGCCAUCACCAUCCCCACCUGCCACCACCAAACCACCAGCAGAGUAACUGCCACUGUGAGCCUUGGGGGGAGGUGGCAGACUUACAUCCAUGUGAAAGUGUAUAUUCCUGCUUUCUGCCCUAAACUUUGAAAUGUCAAUGUGUGGGAUCAGAAAGAAAAUCGUUUUUCUUAGAAAAGGUAAAAUAUUGAAGCCAAAAAGAAAGUGUCUCCAGGAUGCUCUCUGGUCUCAGUUGUACUUGGAAAUUUCUGAAAGAUGGUCUCCCCUGGGGCAACCAGAAGAUUGCUUAUUCCUAAAUGCUGUGGUUUGUAUUUUCACAUUCUUAGAUUGGCAUUCUAUUUUCCUUUCACAAGUUUGCCUAGUGUCCUGGUUUACACUAUAUGACAACUGUACUUCAGCUAUCGUUUGCCUGCACUUAUAUGUUGUUAUAUGCACAGUGACUAUAAAAUCUAAAGCAAGAGUAGGAAAGUUAAUUUGGAUGGGUGUGAUUUUGUUGAUUGAAUGUAAGUUUUCAAAUAGGAGUCUUUUCCUGCAAUUUUUUUUUUGUACUUUUUAGAAGUGCAAACAGUGAGUGAAUAAGAGCCUUUGGUAAUUAUCAUGAGAAUACAAGAGGAUUAGCUAGGCUAAAAGAAAAAAAAAACAUUGUGUUGUAAAGUUGCAUUGCUAUUUUAUAUUAAAAUGUAAUCAUCAGCAUCAUGAACAAUGAGCUCUUAGUGUUUUAUUUAUCUGAUAAAAUUUAAAUGAAAGCAGUGUUAGAGGUACAAAGAACUAUUCUAAUAUAGACACUUGAAAGUAUCUGUAAGCAAUAUUAGUAGGUAAGAUUUCACUGUGUGUACACAGGCGCAUUUGAGAUUGUAUGAGAACAUAUAAUCCAUAUGAUAUGUUGUACAUUUUAUGGAAAUGUAAAAGAAUCCCACAUAUUAUUUUAUAGAGAUAGAGUACUUCAGAAGCAUCACAAGUAUUAAGGCUGGUUUUAGCAAGGAUUAUGAUCAAUACAAUUAUUUUUACUAUAGUAAUUAUUUUUCUUCAGUGGAACCCAGAAUCCUGGCUAUAUUUGAGAACAGGAAUAUGUUGAGCCUGAUUUUCCUGGUAUGUGUAAAAUACUUCCUAGGAAUAAAUUAGGCACUUUUUAGAGACAAUGUUAAAUCAUUCAGGUAAUAUUUUUGCCCUAAAUUUGCAAAAUUACAUUGGACCUGAAAGAUUUAAUAGGGUUAACAGUGCCUGAAUUACACAUACCCUGAGAACUAGCUUUGUAUUUCUUAUGACUUUGCAUARGAACUAUUCAUCUUUGGAUCUUGAGCACCUUAUAAACAAAACUUUUUAUGGCAUUUCUUCCGUGGACAAUGAUUGAUCUUUUCACAAUACAUAGACUCUUGAAUUUUGUACAUAUGUUUGUUCUUUUUUUGUACAGACUAUUUAGUCAUUGAGAAAGCAGGGAGAUUUCCUAAUCUGAUCUUUAUCCUGCACUUAAACUUUGCUAAAACACUUUCAGCAGAAUACCCUUUACCUAUCUCACAGAUCACACCCCUUGAUAGUGUGAUUCUGUAAGGUAGCACUUAUGCAAAACUUUAUGAGUUUAAAAGAUCUUAGCAGCCAAAUUGAAAUGUACAUAAAUAAUGAUUACAGAGGAAUUUCUUUAGGAAGAAAGUAAAGAAGCAUUUUUGAGUAGACCACCUUGAUUACCAUCAAGUUCACAAUCAGCUUUAUACUUUAAAGGUUUGGGGUUUGAAAUUAAGUCAACUGCAUGCAGAUUUGCUGAUAAAUGAAUAAUUCUCUUUGAUGCCAUUUAUGAGAGAAGACUUCAAUAUCUGUUGCCUGUCAUAUUUAAAAAAAAAGUACUGUUUCUACUCUGUAUCUGAUUUUAAAAGGAAAAAUAUUCAUACCUGGAUUUCAGGUAAUUGACUUUGAAUUCUUACAAGCAGAGGUCAUUGUGUUUUUCUUGAGUAGACAUCUAAUAAAUUUUGCUUGGAAGUAUA